AUGUCAUAUAACCUGCUUACACGCUCCGCCUUCCUUAUCGAGGACCCCCUCUAUCAGAUCACGUGUUGUGGAACAAUCACAUCCUGGGAAAUUUCUACAUCCGGGUCAGGGGGUAUCACAUUCCAGGUCUGGAGAAAGCUUUCCUCCGAUGUCUACCAACUUGUGGGACAAAAUGCCUUUACUGCAGGAUCUGGCACAUUUUCUCCGGCAGACAAAAUAAUGGUGCAACAUGGAGAUUACAUUGGAUGGCAGAGUAAUGGUCCUUCAGUGAAAUAUGCAGCGGGUACCGCCAUCUUGAAUAGAGUGGAGGCCGCCAUGUCCACAUUACAAACUGGUUCCCAUCAUGACUGGAGCACUGUAUCACCAGAGGGCGUAUCUAGGAACUACGCCAUUAGGGCAACAGUUUCAGCCAGUUCGACUCCAACGUUUGCUCCUGUACCAAGUUUAGUCACUUUUCCCGAAGAAACACCCCAGGACACAGUUGUUCAGUCCUUAACUGUUACGGAUGCGGAUAGUACUGACGUCAUCACACUUUUCACGCAAUCUGAAACGUCAGGAUAUUUUACAGUGGACACUUCAACAUUUCGUAUCAAGACAGCACAGGACAGGAUUCCCAUGGGGUCAACAUACAAGGUCGGUGUCAAGGCCAUUGACAGUUGUUACGAAGAGGCUACUGCCACGGUGACGUUUUCGGUCACCAAUACGGAUAUAACGAUGUCAUUUUCGCCUACUUCAUCCUCCGUAUUGGAAAAUUCCGUAAGCGAGGAAUGGCUGGCGGACAUCCUGGUGGCGGAUCCAAUGCGUGAUUACUUUUGCUCACUCCAGACCACCAACGUGCCAUUUACUGUCCGACAGAAUAAUACUGGGGUGUUGGGCUAUAGUUUAUACUUGAGGAAAUGGCCUGAGCUGGACGCGGCAGUGACGUCUAGUUACUCUCUGACAGCGCAGUGUACAGACGGCACCAAUACAAAAACAGCGACACACACCGUGACAGUGACACCUAACACCAGACCUGUCAUUUCUAACCUCGGAGGAGGCGUUAGUGUGACGUUAGAUGCGAGGACGGUUUUGAUUGGUCACCUUGUUUACAACGUCACAGCCACAGAUAAUGAAGGGGACCCAAUGACUUACUCUCUUAGCUGCAGUCCUUCUGGAUGUCCGUUUAAAAUUCUUGAUUCCGGCGCCAUAUUGGUGACGUCACGUCUCAUCACACACAGUCGAUCGUCCUACACUAUAACAGUGAGAGUAAGGGAUGCCUAAUAUACACAAACAGCAGACUCAGAUACUCUCAGUGUCACCAUCACAAACAGGAACAGCGAUCCAUCUAUUUCAACCCUAGGACUGACCACGGUGAAUGAAAAUUCCCCCUUGGGACAAUCCGUAUUACAAGUUACUGUCUCAGACGCCGAAUCAAGCUCACUGUCAGUUUAUGGUGUAUUUACUCCAGCCUACGGAAUGAAAUACUUUAAUCUUGACCCAUCAUCCGGGAUCAUAACAACAUCUUCUGUGCAUAACAUAGAUUAUGACAUUUUACCAACAACAGACAUACUUUUAGUCGUAUACAGUACAGACGGCAUAGCUGUCGCCUCUCAGACUGGAACGAUAAGGAUAGCGGACGUCAAUGAAGCCUGUUAUUUCGCGGAAGACUACUACAGAAUUAUUAGAGAAGAAGGCAAUAGCCGAUCAACAUUUCCGCUUCCAAACUACAACAUAAGAGACCCUGACGCCAGCGAAACCUUCACAUUCCAAAAGAUUUGUGACAGUCCUUACGAUAACAAGGUGUCAAUCAACACAAAUACAGGCCAGUUUUCGUUCCUUGGAGAUUACGAUCUGGACAUCCCGGGAACCGUCACAAACUUUAACUGUACUGUUACCGUGCAGGAUUCUGGAGGAAAUUCGGAUACCGCAAUUGUUGGCGUGUUUAUUGAAUACAAAACCGAAUUCUCUCCAGUCUUUUCAGCAGCCUGGGUUUCGUUGACUUUGCAAUCCCAUGAGCUGAUUGGUGCAAUAGUAACAAACUUUACCGCGCAUGACAAUGAUCUCUUUACAAAUCCUCAAGGGCAAUUUUAUUAUGUUUUAGACCAAUCAUCAAACUCGAAGGAGUAUUUUGGGAUUAUGAGUAAUGGUAGUAUUUAUAUUAGGAGGACUUGACUCCCUUGUAUGUAAUAAAAACAUUACUAUUGACUUUAACAGCAAAGGACCAUGGGACACCCAGUCGGCAAAGUUCUGUAUCAAUAACAAUUCAUAUCCCUUUGUCAACAACUACUUCGUAUGCAUCGCCUACAGAAAAAGCAUUGCAGUUUGAAAAUGAUACAAGGAACUCUGGCAUAUUAGCUCUUGGUGGUUUCCUAUUUCUUGGAAUGCUUUGCACGACCGCUUUCAUAAUUUACAAGUAUACAAUAAGAGGAAAACAACUUUG
Messenger RNA from Saccostrea cuccullata (small rock oyster), 2419 nucleotides. Its product is annotated as protocadherin-1-like. The transcript is spliced from 13 exons. Bases 1 to 1260 code for a protein of 419 amino acids. Lineage: Eukaryota; Metazoa; Mollusca; Bivalvia; Ostreida; Ostreidae. Gene Ontology annotation, cellular component: plasma membrane. Gene Ontology annotation, biological process: homophilic cell-cell adhesion. The record is from RefSeq and is a predicted model, not a curated record. Gene Ontology annotation, molecular function: calcium ion binding.